Molecule: messenger RNA, 855 nt
Organism: Aspergillus niger
Lineage: Eukaryota; Fungi; Ascomycota; Eurotiomycetes; Eurotiales; Aspergillaceae
Exons: 7
Coding region: 1-855 (284 amino acids)
Source: RefSeq, a predicted model, not a curated record
AUGGCACAGUUGCGGGUCAGCAAUUAUGCCAGCAACGAGUUGUAUAAUACCUACUUCAAUAGUCCUUUGAGGAGAUCGUAUGUUUCGAGCAGGUUGUCCAAGUUGACAUCGCGUAGAAAGGACCGGUCGGAUAAUGUUGCCGCAAUUCCUCCACCAUUUGUCGAUAAAUAUCGGGCAAGGGAGGCUCGAGCUGCAGAUAGUCUUGAAGUAUGGAGGGAUGGUAGCUAUCGAAGGCUGUCCGUCACGGAUUGCGGGGAGUCGGGCGGAGCGAUCAACGAUUGGCGCACAUGGUGUGAUGCUGAAGGCGUACCGAGUCCUGUAGGAGUAACAGGGGGGACGUCUGGCGCGUUAAGCGAGACAGAUGAGGGGAUUGAAUGGGUGGAAGAUUUCUGGGAGCUCCCACCGCCCGCUAGGCCGAAUCGGGCAAUUCCCGUGCCUGCGCCUGUGCCUGUUGGGAAUCCCCUCUUAACACAAGCUAUUGCUAUGGAUGAGCAGAUUACUCCGUUCGGCGCCAGCACCGUUAGGCUUCGAACACUUCUAUGCGACCGCGAUCAAGAACGCGUAGGCAUUGCAACAAGCAUAGAAGGACUACGUUCGCAGGAGCUUAUUAAGGCGCCAGACCGCAGAGCGACAUAUGACUUUAUACAUGGUGGCUGGAUCCAUGCUGCUCGGAGCCCAGACAUUAUCUAUGCCUUUAACAAUAAAAGAAAUCUAAUCGGUCUCGAUCUGAGGGUAAAAAACACAAGAGGUGUGAUCGUCCUCCCUACGCGGAUGCCGGCGGGCUUGAAUCAAGUCGGAUACCCUGUUGGACUCAUGCGACCCAUUGAUGAGCGCGCUCGUAUAACCAAGCAAUGA